Molecule: messenger RNA, 1748 nt
Organism: Carassius auratus (goldfish)
Lineage: Eukaryota; Metazoa; Chordata; Actinopteri; Cypriniformes; Cyprinidae
Gene: ehd4
Product: EH-domain containing 4
Exons: 6
Coding region: 22-1662 (546 amino acids)
Biological process (GO): endocytosis; endosomal transport
Cellular component (GO): cytoplasm; plasma membrane
Molecular function (GO): protein binding; calcium ion binding; GTP binding
Source: RefSeq, a predicted model, not a curated record
AGCUCUGCGAGGAACGGCAUCAUGUUCACUUGGGUAAAUAAGGAACAGGGUGGAAGGAACAAGGAGGGAGACAUGUUUCAAACAGUGAUUGAAGGACUUCAGAGUCUUUAUACUAAAAAACUUCUGCCUUUGGAGGAGACCUACCUCUUCCAUGACUUCCAUUCACCGGCGCUGGAGGAGGCGGACUUCCAGAGCAAGCCUAUGGUUCUUCUGGUCGGACAGUAUUCCACAGGGAAGACCACUUUCAUCAGGUAUCUUCUGGAGCAAGAUUUUCCAGGAAUGCGAAUUGGCCCUGAACCAACGACGGAUGGAUUCAUAGCUGUGAUGUACAAUGAGAACGAGGGGAUUGUUCCUGGAAAUGCCUUGGUUGUUGACCCCAAGAAACCCUUCCGCAAGCUCAAUGCAUUUGGAAAUGCCUUCUUAAAUAGGUUCAUCUGCUCACAAAUGCCCAACCAAGUUCUGCAGAGCAUUAGCAUCAUUGACACGCCAGGGAUCUUGUCUGGCGAGAAGCAGCGCAUAAGCAGAGGCUAUGAUUUCUCAGAGGUUCUGCGCUGGUUUGGAGAGCGAGUGGACCGUAUCAUUCUCCUCUUUGACGCCCAUAAGCUAGACAUAUCUGAUGAGUUUUCUGAAGCGAUCAAAGCUUUCCGUGGGCAGGAUGACAAAAUCCGUGUGGUGUUGAACAAGGCUGACCAGGUGGACACCCAGCAGAUGAUGCGAGUUUAUGGUGCGCUGAUGUGGUCGCUGGGGAAGGUGAUCAAUACUCCAGAGGUAGUGAGGGUCUAUCUCGGUUCUUUUUGGGCCAAACCUCUCCAAAAUGCAGAAAACCGGCGUCUGUUUGAAGCUGAAACACAAGAUCUCUUCAGAGAUAUCCAGAGUUUGCCUCGCAACGCUGCCCUGCGUAAGCUGAAUGACCUGGUCAAAAGAGCUCGGCUUGCUAAGGUGCAUGCUUACAUCAUCAGCUACUUGAAGAAGGAUAUGCCUUCCCUGUUUGGAAAAGAGAAGAAAAAGGAAGAGCUGAUUGCCAACCUGCCUGAGAUCUAUGAGAUUCUGCAGAGAGAGCACCACAUCUCACCUGGAGAUUUCCCUAAAGUCACUAAAAUGCAGGAGCAACUGCUACACUACGACUUCAGCAAGUUCCCUUCUUUGAAGGUGAAGUUGAUUGAAUCUGUGGACAGAAUGUUGUCCACCAAGAUCUCAAGUCUGAUGAACAUGAUCCGAGAGGAAGAAAGCAAACAGCCACUUCAGGUAGUAAUGGGUGGAGCCUUUGAGGACUCGUCCGACGGGCCUUUUGGCCAUGGUUAUGGCGAGGGUAUCAGUGCAGGGGCUGAUACUGAGGACUGGAUCGUGAGUCGCGACAAACAUCGCUACGACGAAAUCUUCUACACACUGAUGCCUAUCAAUGGGAAGGUGACUGGCAUCAAUGCCAAGAAGGAGUUGAUGAAUUCUCGUCUGCCCAACACUGUAUUGGGAAAGAUCUGGAAGCUGGCAGACUGUGAUAAGGACGGCAUGCUGGAUGAUGAAGAAUUUGCUCUGGCUCAGCAUCUUAUUAAAGUAAAGCUAGAGGGAUUUGAGCUUCCUACAGAGCUACCAAAUCACCUAGUGCCUCCAUCGCACAGGAAGAACCCCACUGCAGACAUCUUGUACAACCACCAGGAUGAUUGAUCAUCUUCAUAUCUUCAUAUUUAUCAGUCAGCUUCUAGCACAAAGUGGCCUUUGAAUACUGAAGUCUUUAUUGAAAGACCAUAACC